Messenger RNA from Colletotrichum truncatum, 210 nucleotides. RefSeq lists its product as uncharacterized. NCBI's taxonomy places the organism in Eukaryota, Fungi, Ascomycota, Sordariomycetes, Glomerellales, Glomerellaceae. The record is from RefSeq and is a predicted model, not a curated record.
AUGCAGGCGGCAGGCACGCACCAAAACCAGAGCCGUGCAGCCACAACGCCGGGGUUUGUGGCCAAUCACAGUAUCCAAAACGUCCAAGAGUCGCCUGAUUGGGGUGGUCGUCCGUUUUGGCCCAGUUGGUUAGGGCUGCCGCUGGCUGGCUUGGUCCCUGCCAGUCCUCACAGGGGCACGGUUGUUCCCUUCCUACCUACGUACGAUUAG